AUGCGUGGUCUCACUCGGCCGUGGUCGCCUGAGGACUCGGCGAGCACAGCAUGUCUUUUGCAGGAAUCAUGUGAUGUGCACUCUGGCACCGUCCGAGAUUCUCCGCCCGCCGUGGCGGACAAGGCCAUGAGGCCACCCACCCAGAGGGCGGCGUUUCCUGCCGUGCGAGUCUGCAGGCCGGUGGGGACCUGGCUAAAGCCUUUGAAAGUCCCGGCGGCAGCUUAUCGCUCCAGGGAGGAGAGAGAGCGAUACCUUGUCGCUGCUGCGACGGCUAUGGGACGUGCUAUAGGGCAAUUCCAUCUACAGCACCAGCACAUGUCGGCCCCCCUAGACAUGCAGCCGGAGAGGUGA
Messenger RNA from Gaeumannomyces tritici R3-111a-1, 351 nucleotides. RefSeq lists its product as hypothetical. The transcript has 2 exons. The coding region runs from base 1 to 351 and encodes 116 amino acids. NCBI's taxonomy places the organism in Eukaryota, Fungi, Ascomycota, Sordariomycetes, Magnaporthales, Magnaporthaceae. The record is from RefSeq and is a predicted model, not a curated record.